ACGAAGAAGAAGACGGAAGGAGAAGUGGAAAUGGAAGUAAACCGGAAACGGAAUAAAGGAAUCAGCUGUCAGAAAGUAGCCAAAGUGAAAACAACGAUCCAGAAAGAGAGAUGCCCUAAGGCGUACCUGGGUCUCGUCUGCCUGUGAGCUGGGACUGAAGCCUCCUGUCAACAUGCCUGCAGUGUCCACCGGGGUCAAGGACCUGUACCUGUCCACGUCUCUGGGAGACCUGAACAAAAAAGCUGAGAUUAAACCGGACAAAAUAAGCACCAGAAGUUAUGUUCAGAGUGCCUGUAAAAUCUUCAAGGCAGCAGAGGAAUGCCGCUUGGACAGAGAUGAGGAGAAGGCAUACGUGCUGUACAUGAAGUAUUUAACCGUAUAUGACCUGAUUAAGAAAAGACCGGACUUCAAGCAGCAACCGGAGUAUUACAUGACCAUGCUGGGCCCCAACACCUUUAAGAGGGCCAUCGAAGAAGCAGAGAAGCUGUCGGAAAGCCUUAAACUCAGGUACGAGGAAGUAGAGGUCCGCAAAAGACUGGAGGAGAAGGAGAGACAAGAGGAAAAGAAAAGAAGGGAGGAAAUAACGGAGAAAGACAGCGACCGCGUUUCACCUCAAACAGCAAACAAGAAGGACAUCAAAAAGGUCAAAGGUGAACAGAAUGAGUUAAAGACCGCAGCCUCCAAAUCGCUGUUGUCCGGUGGAGUCACAGCUGAGAACCUGUUCCACAUGAUGAAGGACCAGAGCAUCAGUCUGAUUGUCAUGGACGCUCGUAGCUCCAGGGACUUUGAGGAGUCUCACAUUCAUGUCCCGGCCCAGACCUGUAUCAGUGUCCCCGAGGAGGCCGUCAGUCCAGGAAUCACUGUGAAUCAGAUUGAGCUGAAGCUGUCGGACGUGUCCACAGAGCACUGGAGACGCAGAGGCUUCGUGGAUUAUAUCGUACUGCUGGACUGGUUCAGUUCUGUCACGGACCUGGCCCUGGGGACCACUUUACAGAGCCUGAAGGACGCCCUGUAUAAGUGGGACAGUGUCACCAUCCUGCGCAGUGAGCCCCUGGUCCUGGAGGGGGGCUACGAGAACUGGCUGUUGUUUUACCCCAUGUACACAACCAACGCUAAAGUCCGACCCCCCAGACAGAACAUCACCAGUACCCUCCCCCAGUUAAAUUUCAGCUACCCCUCCCUGGAGGAACCCAAACCUGCACCCCCACCUGAGCCGGAGCCUGAGGUGAAUCCUGAGCCCCAGGAGGCCCCGCCCCCACCCCCCUCUCUGGCCAAUGGGCUGGCUCCAGCUGAACCCUCUGCUCCUCAGGCGUCCACAGUCACUGAUGGUUUCCCCGACACUGUGGACAGUCCUGGACCGGGCCUGGAAGGAGGGAAGCAGGACUCUGCGGCCAAGGGCCCGGGCCCCGGCCCCGGCCCCGCCCUCAACCCUGCCCCUGCUGCAGCCAAGGCCCUCCCUCAGUUUGAUCGGACCAAGAAACCAUCUGUGCAGGUGUUUGAUGAGCCAAAGUCCAUCCAGUCUGCAUCAUCCAAGGACUCCCCUCAGAACGGCCCCAUGGUCCCAGACCGCUCAGCUAAACCUGCCUUUGGGCCUAAAGCCGAACAGAGUCAGAUCCACUGUGAGCCAGCGGCGCUGAUGGAGAAGGCCCGACAGGAGCAGGAGAGACGGCUGAAGGAGAAGGGAGACAGAGAGAGGACGGACACGGAGGAGGACAAGAAACUGGACAAGAAAAGACUGGAGAGGCAGAAGGCAGAAGAGGAGGAGGACAAAGAGAACAGAGGACAGACAGACAAGGACAGGAGAGCCAAAGAGCAGAACGCAGACACUCCGUCCAAGAGCAUGUCUCUGGACUCACCGGCACCCAAUCACAUCAUCAGUGAGAUGAAGAGGGAACCUCUGACCAGAGCCAGGAGUGAGGAGAUGGGGAGGAGUGUCCCAGGACUACCAGACGGAUGGAUGAAGUUCCUGGACACAGUGACCGGUACCUACCGAUACUACCAUUCCCCCACCAAUCGGGUCCACCUAUACCCUCCGGAGGUCACCGUUCCGCAGACUCCACCCUCUACACCUCCAACUGUCAAACGGAAACCGCCGCGACCAGUGGAGCCAGACACCAGCGGUGAACAGGAGCGGGAACAGUCCAAACUCAAACGCUCCUACUCCUCCCCUGACAUCAGCCAGGACCUGCGAGAGGAAGCCCAGAGGAAGGCCACGGCCCCCGCCACCACCGCCACCACCGGCGCUGCCACCAUCCCCACCAUCAACCGAGAGACCAAACCUGCCACUGCUAAAGUCUAUUCGAAGGUGGAGAUCGUCCGACCGUCGGCCGCCAAACUGCGUAACCUGAACCCUACGUUUGGAGGUCUGGGGGCAUCCUUAACGGGUCUGAGGAACCUGGGGAACACCUGCUACAUGAACUCCAUCCUGCAGUGUCUGUGCAACACUCCAGCCAUGGCAGAGUACUUCAACAACAACUACUACAUGGAGGACAUCAACAGAUCCAACAUCCUUGGACACAAAGGAGAAGUAGCCGAGGAGUUCGGUGUGAUCAUGAAGGCUCUGUGGGCAGGGCUCUACAAGUGCAUCAGCCCCAGGGACUUUAAGAUCACCAUUGGAAAGAUCAAUGAGCAGUUCGCAGGGUAUGACCAGCAGGACUCCCAGGAACUACUGCUGUUUCUGAUGGACGGGCUGCACGAAGACCUCAACAAGGCGGACAACAGGAAGCGCUACAAGGAGGAGGAGAACGACCACCUGGAUGACCAGACUGCGGCCAACCUGGCCUGGAGCAAACACAAGCUGCUCAAUGAAUCCAUCAUCGUGGCACUGUUCCAGGGUCAGUUCAAGUCCACCGUCCAGUGCCAGACCUGCCACCGCAAGUCCAGGACCUUCGAGACCUUCAUGUACCUGUCGCUGCCCCUGGCCUCCACCAGCAAGUGUUCCCUUCAGGACUGUCUGAGGCUGUUCUCCAAAGAGGAGAGACUGACCGACAACAAUAAGGUGUUCUGCAGACACUGUAAAGCCCACAGAGACUCCAGCAAGAAACUGGAGAUCUGGAAGGUUCCACCCAUUCUACUGGUCCACUUAAAACGUUUUUCUUAUGAAGGUCGGUGGAAGCAGAAGCUACAGACGUCUGUGGACUUUCCUCUGGACAGUCUGGACCUGAGCCAGUAUGUGAUUGGACCCAAACAGAACCUGAAGAAGUACAGCCUGUACGGGGUUUCAAACCACUACGGGGGUCUGGACGGGGGUCACUACACCGCCUACUGUAAGAACGCCAUCAAACAGCGCUGGUACAAGUUCGACGACCACGAGGUGUCAGACAUCUCCACCUCCUCUGUCAAGUCGUCUGCGGCCUACAUCCUGUUUUACUCCACGCUGUGAUGACCCCACUGUGACCCCGUGAUGACCCAGCCAUGACCCCGCCAUGACCCUGCAGAAACGCAGCAGAACCACGUUCAGGCCUAAAGGUGGUUUUGUUUUCCUGUUUUAAAGUCACAGCUUCCAAGAUCAGGUGGUCUAGUCUAGUCCGGUUCAUGCCCAUGAAGACCAGGUGGUCUAGUCUGGUUUGUGCCCAUGAGGACCAGGUGGUCUAGUCUAGUCCGGUUCAUGCCUAUGAGGACCAGGUGGUCUAGUCUGAUUUGUGUCCAUGAUUACCAGGUGGACAUGGUGUCCUGAUGACGUCCCAGAGACAGACCGGUCCAAGGCUUCAGCUUCUAGACCAACCUACGGCUGUAACAGAACCGGGUCACUGCUCAUCUAUUCAAACUAACUGGACUGUGACAGUUGGGUCAGAACCGGGUCACAUGCUCUUCACUGUCUCUGUUGAACUGGGUUCUGUACGUGCACAUGUACGUACCAACCCACGCUAAUGUUGCACAGUCACACUGUAAAUACAUGAGGAAGAGGUUUUCAUCUAAAGUGACCAAAUGUAAGGG
Messenger RNA from Sphaeramia orbicularis (orbiculate cardinalfish), 3936 nucleotides. It is a transcript of the gene usp8, whose product is annotated as ubiquitin specific peptidase 8. Gene Ontology annotation, biological process: protein deubiquitination. The record is from RefSeq and is a predicted model, not a curated record. Lineage: Eukaryota; Metazoa; Chordata; Actinopteri; Kurtiformes; Apogonidae. The transcript is spliced from 19 exons. The coding region runs from base 173 to 3382 and encodes 1069 amino acids. Gene Ontology annotation, molecular function: cysteine-type deubiquitinase activity.